Molecule: messenger RNA, 564 nt
Organism: Myzus persicae (green peach aphid)
Lineage: Eukaryota; Metazoa; Arthropoda; Insecta; Hemiptera; Aphididae
Gene: Dlc90F
Product: dynein light chain Tctex-type 1
Exons: 3
Coding region: 187-522 (111 amino acids)
Biological process (GO): microtubule-based movement
Cellular component (GO): cytoplasm; cytoplasmic dynein complex
Molecular function (GO): dynein intermediate chain binding
Source: RefSeq, a predicted model, not a curated record
AGUGAUAAUAUUAUAUAGUAUACUUUAUUAUCGAUAUAAAUAUAAUAUAAUUAUUUACUAUUAAACAUUUAUUGCCGUGACAACUAGAAAAAGUCAAAUAUCUCAGUUUUACUUUUUAGUGAAUACCUACAUCAUAUCAUAAAAACACAUUUAUUUAUUUCAAAUCAAAUCGAAAACGAAUAAACGAUGGUUGAAGCUAACGAAGGGACCCUUUUUGUGGUAGAUGAAGUCAGCGAUAUUAUUAAGGAUUCAAUUGAACAUUCAAUCGGCAGUCAAUUAUACCAACAAAAUAUGGUAAAUAAAUGGACAGAUUCUGUAGUUGAAAACUGCCUAACAAGGCUUUGUAAAUUGGCCAAACCUUUUAAAUAUAUAGUGACAUGCGCCAUCAUGCAAAAAAACGGUGCUGGUUUUCAUGCAGCAAGUUCGUGCUAUUGGGAUAACUUGACAGAUGGUAGUUGUACUGUUAGGUGGGAAAACAAAACUAUGUAUGUUAUUGUGUCAGUUUUUGGCCUAGCUAUAUGAAUAAUCAAAUUCAAUUUCUGUACAAAAAUAUUUAUAUGUUUA